CUGUGCAUAGUUAUCUACGACUAGAUAGCCAGAGCGAUCAGCACUCGCGCGUCUCUAGCACAGCACAGCCAUUUGUCGACCGCAAAGCAUUCAUCAUCUUCUCGCCCUCAUCGCCAUGUCCGCUUCUCGUCCAUCUCGCUCACCCUCGCCAGCCCAGGCACCACCUGUACAGCAAACUCCCGGUCCACGCGCCGCAGCCCUCCAGAAGCUGUAUUCCGAUGCCGUCUCGCACACCCUUCGCACUUGUAGCUACUCGAACUUCGCCUCGUCCUUCCCGACACCGGCCAGUCAUGCUCCCGAUGCCAUGAAGCGCCUGCAUACCGACUUUGUCGAGAAACUGGACCGUACAUGUAAACUCAACUUUGAUCAAAUCCUACGCGAUCGUCAAGUUGUCGCGUCGCUGAACGACCUGGAUCGCUUGGUAGAAGACGCGAGAAAAAGAAAGACAGCCGCAGAGCAGGCUCAGGACGGUCAAGCAGCACAACCUCCGCUCCCGUACGUCUUUGACUGCUUUGUCGCCGGGAAUAGCACUUACUCUUUGCACAGUCCUCACACUCUGCCGGCUUCGUCUUUGUACUUGUCGCAUCUUGGCCCACUUCUCUCCGAGAAGCACGAUUCACUAUCGUCAAGACUGCAGACUGCCCAAUCCGAGAAUGCCGACUUGGUCGAUACGGUCCUGCAACAACGCCGCGAUAUUGAGCGUCUCGUUUCGCAGCUGGAGACAACGAUUGCUGAUAUAGAUGCUGCUAACGGAGCUCUACAUGACAUGGAUGCUCUGACAGAGGAAGCUGUCGCUCUGGACAUGGACCUGAGAACUGCCGGCUGAUUGCAGCGUCUCGGUAUUACAAAAAGGAUCCACCCCGCCUUUUACCCCCGUCUGGGCGGAACCAAAACAGGACAAGCAAGAAGGUCCGCGCGGAGCAUCGUUGCAUCGUUGCAUCGCGUGUUUUGUUGCCAACAGCGGGCCCUCACGUUGCGUGCCUCAAAUGCCUUUUUCAGCCCCAUGCUGCUAGCGUGC
Molecule: messenger RNA, 1018 nt
Organism: Aureobasidium pullulans EXF-150
Lineage: Eukaryota; Fungi; Ascomycota; Dothideomycetes; Dothideales; Saccotheciaceae
Product: MIND kinetochore complex component Nnf1
Exons: 1
Coding region: 116-826 (236 amino acids)
Biological process (GO): chromosome segregation
Cellular component (GO): MIS12/MIND type complex
Source: RefSeq, a predicted model, not a curated record